AUGAAGGAUUCUGUUCCACUCUGUCCGUCCGGAAUCAUGUCGCUUCUGAUACUACUGUUCCUACUCGUCUUGCCCGUAUCUGCCGUCGACGACGUUUGGCGGGCUCUUGGCUUGGCAAGCAACGAGGAAAUGGCCGACAUGAUCACAACCCACCAAAUGUACGAACAUGACCAACGACGACGGCAACAAGUUUCGUCAAACUCUGCAGUACAGCUGGGAGACAAGUGCGGAGGAUUCCUUCGAGACGACACUUGUGGUGGCAGCAGUGACCUCGAAUGCACACAACUCGGUCCUCUUUGGAACCAACGAUGUCUUCCCAUGACCUGUUUCCAACAAGGCAUGCAAGCCUUUUAUGCCGAAUUUGGAGACAUGAGCGACUAUAAGACAACCAUCUUAGAACAAGCAGGGCUGACUCUCGAUGAUCUACGAGACGAGCUGAGUGCUUUGGGGAACGACCGACGAGCUUUUCUCCAAACUUCUGUCUUUCAAUCUUUGCAACGAGCCAUCAGUAACAAUCCAGCUCCCGCAAAUGCCAUUUUUGACAUGUACGACAAUUGCGCAGGAACGACGGCCAAUGGAACGACUCCAUUGAACACUGGGGAACGAGUCAACUAUCUCGGGCUGCAUCUAGAAAUUGGCGUAUUGGCAGAUACUGCUUUUGAUGCGUUUUGGCAAGAAAACGAUGACAGCAAUGGCUUUGUCCGCUAUUGCAUUGGAGGGGGUUUGGGAGGUGGUGUUGAAUUCAGCUUUCUGUACCUCAUGGCCCUCAAUACGAACGAUGCGCAAGCCAUUGGCCAGAAUUGUCACUUUGUUUUCGACGUUGAUUUUGGUGUGGCGCUGCAGAUGGGCAUGGAAUACGGCAACGUUAUGGGCGGUGGGCCAGUUAUCUUAGGUUUUACCAUUGGUCUUGGUAUCGGAGCCAGCGGUGCUGUCGGCGUUUGCGGGAUUUCCAAAAACUAA
Messenger RNA from Seminavis robusta, 960 nucleotides. The record is from the annotation of a GenBank genome assembly. Lineage: Eukaryota; Bacillariophyta; Bacillariophyceae; Naviculales; Naviculaceae.